AGUAAAUGUUUCUAUCAUGGCUUUAAUAAACAAAUUCUUUUGUCGUUUCUCAAUUACCACUGGAGUACUUGUGAUAGGAACUUCCUACGUUAUAAUUGAUUUUCUUCGCCUAAUUUAUCACCUGAUAAUCUUCUUUAUUCCAGGACCGCUCUUUAUGCAUUGGUAUUACGCUGAUUCCCAAAGUGGGGACGCUAUUCACGAGUUAAUCACCGAUACCAUGAUGAAAAAUCGUGUUCAGGCGACGUUGAUUCUCGUAGUAGACCUUUUGACAGACAUCGCACUGCUUUUGAGUGUGAAGUCCGGCCUAAUUACAGUAGCGAUGUGGUUGGGCAAGUCGAUUUUUAUGACGAUUGUUUACUUGAUCGUUAUCCUGGCCCUAAUCUUUGCCUAUAACCACACGGUUUUGUCGUUGAUUUUCAUGCCGAUAUUAGGUACAAAAUUAGACAUGAGCUGUUGGAUUCCAAAUAAUAUUUUUCCCCAAGCAAUAGAAGUCUAUUUCCUACUGAUUGUGGCCAUGCAUUUCGUGCAACUCCGUCGAUCCAGCGACUUAAAUGAUGAAAACCCUAAUGAAUCGGCCGUCUAAAUUCUAGAUAGUUUUAUGAGCUAUUUAAGAAUCUCUCAAAAAUAAACACUCGUAAAAUUAAUGAUUU
This is a messenger RNA of Drosophila suzukii, 650 nucleotides long. Lineage: Eukaryota; Metazoa; Arthropoda; Insecta; Diptera; Drosophilidae. The record is from RefSeq and is a predicted model, not a curated record.